Messenger RNA from Rhodofomes roseus, 8003 nucleotides. RefSeq lists its product as uncharacterized. The record is from RefSeq and is a predicted model, not a curated record. Bases 390 to 7679 code for a protein of 2429 amino acids. NCBI's taxonomy places the organism in Eukaryota, Fungi, Basidiomycota, Agaricomycetes, Polyporales, Fomitopsidaceae. Gene Ontology annotation, cellular component: fungal-type vacuole membrane. The transcript has 33 exons.
CCUCGAAAUGGCUAUGAUGACGGACCAGUCCCCUUUGGUCUGUUACGCGGUCUGUUUGAUCGAACACGGGAGCCCCCGCGUGACUGGGGAAGCACCACCUCGGCGUGAUGAAGAGUCGCUUCUGCGAUCGGUUGUAAUUCUGAACGCGCCUUUUCCUGAAUCCUCUCAGCGUACCGCGUUGUCGCAUUCUCACGUCCCGAUGCCAGGGAGAUCAUGCGGCACAACUCGAAACGCAAUGCAUCCCCAAACACGCGUGGGUCCCGUAUUUCCAGGAACGUACGACUGCUAUAUGGCUUAGGUCGCGAAGCCGGUCUGCUUUUGGCCUCCGUCCCUAGGUUCGUCCAGUCCUACCGUCCUCCACUCCUUCCUGCUUGUGCGCGUUGGCAGCGAUGUCGGCAAGCGGCUCGGAAGACCGGCUUGUGAUCGCAUCUGAACCCCCCGCGGGGUACGAUGCCACGGGGACGCAGCCAACGGCUCCUGCAGCCGCCACACCCACGACGACCGCAGCAGAGCGCACUUCAGGCGCAACGACCGCCGCCGCUGCAAAGAAGCAGCCAUUUUACAAGCGCAAAUGGUUCAUCGCGUGUCAAAUCGUGACGGCGAUAGUUGGCAUCGUCCUGAUCUUCGUUCUGCUCUUCCCUGUCGUCAGAGCCAUCGCGCAGGCCAUCGUGAACAAAUCGCAACUCAACGUGGAGAAGGCUUCCAUCCUGACCCCCCAAAAUACGACCUUUCAGCUGCAUAUGGAAGGAUAUGUAUCGCACACCGGUAUAUUCAACGCGAAGAUAGCGUUCCGUGAGCCUAUCAGCGUGGCCUGGGUCGACCAAAACGGCGACCAAGAGGUCGUGCGCAACCUCGGUACGAUGGAGCUCCAGCCGCUCUACGCCAAAGGGAGCACGAAACGCGCCCCACUGAACCAGUCGACGACGUUCACUAUCACGGACGAGGACGCGUUUGGAGAGUUCACUAUUGCAAUGAUCACGCGCCAGAACUUCACAUGGCGUUUGACGAGCAACAACCUUCAAGUGAACGCUCUCAGGUUUCCUGCGGCGAAAGGUCUUCACUUCAACAAGGACGUAGUCCUGAACGGGAUCAACAACUUCGAUGGCAAGAUCGUGCUCGAAGACUUCCAGCUGCCAAGCGAUGCAGCGAAUGGGAUCAAUUUCGUCGCUAAAACGAGUCUGGACAACACGAGCCCCUUUCAAGUCGAUCUAGGCACAUGCGUCUUCGCACUGAGCUAUCGCGAGGUUAGCCUUGGGGAGGGAACUAGCACCGGUCUUACGCUGACUGCGGGCAACAACUCCGUUGAUAUGUCGGGCGUGCUUGUCAAGCAUACGAAUGAAACCGAACUCGUAGUCAUGGGCGAACUCUUCACACAGUACCUUAACAGCGAGAUCUCGCCGGUCAUCGCGAAGGGAGUCAGCUCACGACAGUCUGAUGGUGCUGCCGUCUCUUGGCUUUCUGCGGGGUUGGAGGCGUUGUCGCUCACGGUUCCAUUCAAACCCAACGCGCCUAUCAACCCCAUACAAUCCAUAGAUGUCCCGUACAUGACCCUCGGGUUCACGCCGGAGACGGCUUGGCAGCCUUCGACCUCGAGCUACGGCGUGCAAGCUCACAUGAAGUUGCCCUUUGGCUUUCACGUGUCUAUCGGCCAGAUCGAGAACGCGUUCAACAUCUCUCAUAGCAGUAACAACAUUGCGUCUCUUUCUACGUCAUUGGGCCAGUCCACGUCCGAUAUCAAAGUCCUGAGCUCAACGGACACCGAGGGGAUCGUCAAUAUCACAAUCGAGAACACGCCCCUUGUGGUUCCUAACAACGACGCAAAUCAUGACCUGUUCUCGAUGUUCAACCUCAAUCUCACGCAGCAAACCCAGUCAGAUUUCCGGCUGGUCGGGCACGCACGCGCCGUUGCGAACAUGAGCAUCGGGUCUAUCGUCCUCAAUCCCAUCAAGUUCGACGUGCCUUCGCAGCUCAAAGGCUUAGGUGGCCUUCAGAAUGCCACGAAGAUUUCCAGUGUCGAUGUCUUAGGCGGGACGAACGACGCGAUGACUCUGGCGAUCAACGUCUCGAUUCACAAUCCGUCGAACCUCAACCUGAACACGGGCAAUUUGACGAUGCAGCUGUAUCGCGGCGGUGGAUACAUGGGCACGACGCUCCUGCCGAACCUAAAUCUGACGAUGGGGGAUAAUAUUAUCCAAGCUACCGCGGCGUUUGACCCCAAUGCUAGCGGCGAAGGCAAGCAGACUUUGGAUGACUUCGUGGGUGGUACAGACGCCGACAUAAUUAUCAAGGGUUUCGACUCCAGUACCGAAGUCGCUUCCCUGCUGGGUGCUUUCAAAACGCUGAGUUUAGGAGCGACUCUGCCUGGUCUGACGUCGAGGCUUCUUGAUAGUGCCUCGCUGACUAUCUUGGAAACGACCGGCAUCACGAACAACAUCUCUCACGUCACUGUUUCUCUCGCUAAUCCAUUCACUGCUGCCUUGCAAAUCACCAGCAUCGCGUCGACGGUCUCCUCGCAUGGCCUAACUCUCGGUACCAUCAAGUCGACCGAUGCGUUCACGUCUGACGGGAAAGCCACGACGAACUCACCAGAGCUCGAUCUGGACAUGGACCUCGAUCCCGCGGUGAUCUUCUCGUUGCUCCGCGCUCUGGCGGUGGAUCAGGGGAUGGACACGGCUCAGGUCGAUGGCAUCAUGGAGAUCGGCGGCAUUCAAUUAGCUCAAACGUAUGGAAGGCGGAACGUCCAUGCCAAACGCAAUAUUUACACGAAUUUCAAUCUCCCGUCAUACGUUGACCAGGCAUUUGCCAAUCUGACGUCUAACGUCACUUUGAGCGCUGGUGUGAAAAUCGGCGACUACGAGACAACAUUGAACUAUACGCAAGGUGACCUCACGACCAAGACGGACGAGAGCUUGAACCUGCUGCUUCCCGUGUUAGCUCAGCCGAUCGUGCAGAAGAUCGUUACGGACUCCGUUCUUGGCAUCGAGACGUUGACGAUUAGCAAUCCCACUGAGACGAGCUUCUCCGUCUUGCUCAAUGGAUCCAUAACCAACGCCGGCCCAUUUGACGCUACGAUCAUGUUCUCGGAUGGGCUGUCCAUCGCGUGGAACAACCAGACUUUGGGAAAGAUGGCGAUGCCGAACGUGAGUCUCGUUGGCGAUGUCGGUGCAGCCUUGAACAUCCAAGAGGCAUCGUUCGAGAUCGCAAACUCAAAUGCUCUGGAGAAGUUCACUGAGGUUCUAUUAAACGAGGAAAGCUUCGAUUGGACCAUCUCCGGUGGUGGUCUCGUUGUGUCUGCCCUAGGCAUCAAUGUCGAGAACAUCACGAUAUCCAAGUUGGUGACAUUGAAGGGUAUGAAUGGGCUCCAGGACGGCGUUGUCAUUGAAUCAUUCGACCUUCCUGAGAACGAUCCGGCGGGCGGUGUCCACCUCACGCUGAACACGAGCAUUACGAACCCAUCACAAGUCGGUAUCGCGCUGGAUUCUAUCGCGUUCUCGAACUACUAUGGCUUGACAUACUUGGGCCCGGUCGCAUCGGAGAGUAGUUUCGAUCUGGCGCCUCUGUCUACGACUAGUCUUCCGCUAGUCGGACGUCUGGUCCCUCAGAAUGAGUCGAGUGGCCUCGCCGAUGUGUCGACCAUCUUCAACAACUUCAUUCAUGGCAAGGAUAGUAACGUCACCGUUUACGGCGCCUCCGCGGGUUCUGCAGAUGUGACAUGGUUGAACCAAGCCAUCAAGACACUGGAGAUCCAGACGUCUCUCCCUAAUCAAGGCGUCCAGAAGAUCAUCACUGGGGUCACGUUGGAAGAGAUGUCAAUGAUGUUCACGCAAGACACGGCCUAUGCGCCCGCAACGAGCAGCAAUGCAACGACUGCUUCUUUCACCAUCCCGUUCAAUUUCCCCGUGGACAUCACGGCAGUCGCUCAGAACAUCACAGCUGCGUACCAGGGCACUGACUUUGCUCAGCUGAUUAUUCCUCAAGGACCGGCGACAACGGACGUCGAUACUCGCAUCAUUCAUCUGACGUUCUCGAACAUCCCAUUCGACGUCAUAUCCGGCCGAGACAACGUUUUCCAGCAGUUCUUGGCCGAGGUGACGAUGUCGGCGAACGAGACGUUCCAACUCUCAGGCAACGCUGAUACCGAGGCUAGUACGGCUGUGGGUACUCUAUCGCUGACGGACAUCUCGUUCUCGGUCGACACAACGAUUGCCGGAUUGCAAGGUCUGGAUGCGGAGCCGGCACUUGUCCGCAACCUGGACGUUUAUCAUGGUUAUUCUGACUACCUGCUCAUCACCUGCGCGACGACGCUCCUGAACCCGAGCAACUUGACCAUCGGUACCGGGGACGUUUCAUUCGGCCUGCUCUUCAACGGCCAGACCGUGGGUAGCGCGGACAUCGACGGUCUCGUCAUCGUUCCUGGUUCUGCGAACUACAGCACGGGCGUGCAUUACUCUCCGCAAGGCGAGUCUGCCACCGCCGCGGGCGAACUGAUGCUCGAGAACUACAUUCAGGGUGUCAUUUCCUCCACGACGAUUCAGGGCUCCACGGAUACCACAAACGUUGACUCGCUGAAGCUAGCCAUGUCUGAGGUGAAGCUGCAAGCGGACAUCCCGGCCCUCCACCAGAACCUCAUAACGGCCGCAUCGCUCGUCUUCCCGAAGGAUAUUGUCAAGACUGGCGUUGCUGAUGCAACGUUUACGAUUGCGAACCCGUUCACCGCAAGCAUCAACCUCUUGACGGUCAAUGCGUCAACGUUCUACGACUCGCUCUACAUCGGCGGGUUUGACCAUGUUGACAUCAGCAGUUCGCCCAUCUCCGUCCCCGGACACGACAAUGCGACCUCCUCGACGCUACCAUUUGACUUCGACCUGGAUCCCUUGGUGAUCAUCCAGAUGCUCGAGUCGGCCGCACAAGCAGGUGGUGUUGACCUCGGACCCCUGACGGAUUUGUUCCAGAUGGUCAUCGACGACCCUGAUUAUCAUCCGAAUGUUACUGCUACAGUUGCGGAUGGGGAUUCAGGAUGUUCGAGCGGGAAUCAGUUUGACGUCGACGAUGCCAUUCUGAACGCACUUUCUGGGCUGAAGGUGGACCUGACAGUGGAGAGCGGACUCAAGCUAGACGACUUUGCCACUCAGUUAUCGUUCAAUCAGUCCACCGUCCCAGCUCAGACCGACGAGACCGCACUGUAUCUCAUUGGCGUAGUUGCUCCCCCAAUCGUUCAGAAACUCGUGUCGGCAGCGUCCAUCAGCUUCAAUAGGGCCAUCAUCAGCGAUAUCUCUGAGGAUGGAUUCAGCCUGUCACUGAACGGCUCUCUCACUGGCACAGGUCCUCUGGACGCCCUGAUCGAAUAUGUGGAACCGGUGGCGGUUAACUGGCAAGGCAGCGACAUUGCUACUCUCACUCUGCCGAAAGUGUGUGCUGCCGCAAAUGCGGGUGUACCCAACUACCAGACCGACGCACAGUUGGCGAUCACGGAUCAUGAUGCCUUCACGGAGUUCGCGACGUAUAUGCUCCACAACGAGGAUUUCGAGUGGACGAUCUCUACCAAUGCUCUCCGUGUCACUGCGUUGGGCACUGUCUUCGACGGCGUGCAGCUCACCAAGAACGUGACGCUGAAGGCAUUCGAUGGUCUACCGGGUGUCACUAUCUCUAACUUCCAGCUGCCUGGCGAUGCUCCUGAAGGCGGCAUCAGUAUCGAGACGGACUCGUCGAUACCAUCCCCGGCUCAACUCGGGGUGUCUCUUGGUACCGCUACAUUUGAGGCGUAUUAUGAAGGCGUACUCGUUGGACCUCUUCAGGCCUCCAAUCUUACACUGACGCCGGAGUCGACAACGUCCACGCACUUCAGCGGUCGCAUGAUCCCACAGAGCGGAGGAGACCUAGAUGUUGUUGGCCAGCUCUUCUCUAACUUCCUUGCCGGGGAGAACCAGACGUUGAGCGUAACUGGAGAGUCGGUGGAUCCAGGAUCUGGUAUAAUUGAGUGGCUCAGCACCGCCUUCAAGACGCUCACGAUCAAUGUGACACUUCCUGGCCAGAGAUACGAGGUCAUCAAAGCGAUCACAAUCGGUGACUUGGAGGUCGUCAUGACGGACGACGGCGAGGCCUACAGCCCACUCUCUAGCUCGAAGUCUACGGUAGCGCAAUACGCGAAUCCUUUCGGAUUUUCGUUGCAAGUCAUCGAGUCCGCAGAGGACAUCAUCAUUAGCGCCGGCGGUGGCGACGUGGCAUCGCUGAGCGUACCGGGUCAGCAAGUUUCCAGUGGCACUUCGACAGGAAACGACGUCGACAUGGUGCUGAGCUUCACCAGCGUCCCCAUGAACUCUCUCAGCGACAGCAACUUCAACGCCUUCUUCGCGGGAGUCACCCUCCAGAACGGCGUGGCCUUCGAGCUUUCUGGGGCAGCUAACACCACCGCGCGCACCCCAAUCGGUGACGUGCCGAUCUCGGGCAUUCCGUUCAACGUCUCCUCGUCUCUGGCUGGAAUUAACGGGUUCGGUGGCACCGCGUCCAUCUCAAACGUCACGAUCACUGGCAGCGGUGGUAAUGGUGGUGAUGAAUAUGUUGUUUCGCCGCUGACGACGACGAUCAACAACCCUUCGAAUAUAUCGUUGGACACUGACGACAUCUCGCUCGGUGUGACCUACCAGGGGACCUACAUCGGAAGAGCAGCCAUUCAGACCUUCAACCUUACCCCUGGCGAGAAUGCCAUCGCGUCAGAGUUCCACUACGAGCCCCAAGAUGCCAACGAUACGACUGCUCAGGCCUUCUUGGAGUCCUUCCUCACGACUGGCGACAGCCUUGCGUUGUCUAUCAAGGGCGACUCCGACAGCACUUCCUUCGGAUCGCUGGUGACCGCUCUGGAAGGCGUCUCGCUGAGUUCGUCCAUCACGGGCAUGAACGCGAACCCCAUCCUCACGCACGUGAACGUCUACAUCUCGCUCUCGACGCUCGUGACAAACCUUGUCGAGGUCGACUUCGACGUGCACAACCCCUUGGAUGCGGACCUCGACAUCUCGCGCGUGCAGGCCGAUAGUGGUGUCAACAACGAGGUCUAUGCAUUCUUCAACCAGCCAUUCGACUCGUUCGUUAUUCCGCCCGGUGGGACAGUGAACAGCGGGAAAUUCGGGAAUGUGCUCCUGACGAAGGGCGCUCUCGCAUCUCUGCCGAUUAUACCAUUGGGCUACCUCGACGUCGCGUCUGCGCAGACUCUGACCAUCGCAGUAGGAGGAUACGAGGUCCCUUGGAUGAAGCUCUGGCAACCAGGCACGCCGACAGAUUACCACCUGGACAUCCUUGGGCUCGAUUUCGGUGAUCUCGAGUCGGCACUGUCGAACAACUCGAGCUCGAACUCGAUCAUGUCUGCUGCGUCCUCCGCUGCAGGCAUCGUGGCCUCCGCGACAUCAGCCGCGGGGAGCGCCGUCUCUUCCGUGACGUCAGCCGCGGGGAGCGUAUUCUCCUCUGUGACCUCGUCCGUCGGCGGCGCGGUGUCGUCUGCUGCGUCGGCGGCAGAGAGCGAUGCGAGCUCGUUCGCCUCUGCAGCGAGCAGCGCCGUGACGUCCGCCGCGUCCGCCGCACAGAGCGUUGGGUCCGCAGCGCAGAGCGGCGCGGCGUCCGUAGCGUCCGAAGUGGCGAGCGACGUCAUGGCCAAAACCGCGUCGCCCGCGACAGCGUCCAGCUCAUAGACGGGCUCGCACGACGAACCGUCAUCCCUACCGAAUACCCGGCUAAUGUGUACAACGGCAUACGGACAAUACGGCAUAUGUGGCGAUACCUUGCAUGAUUCUUGACGGCUUGUACUUCUUAUGUGUAACUCUUAUGACGAUUUGACACGUUCUGUGACGGCUUGCGGUAUACACUCAACUUACAUACCGCUGUAUUAGUAGUACCAGUUCACCGUAUUGGCUUUUUGGCGGAGUGCUGUAUCUUUACCAGUCGUUUACAUGUAUGCUGCAUGUACGAGCUGAUGAUUCCAUGUUGAAUUGCAAACUGUACUCGUCUGACAGUCA